Messenger RNA from Penaeus monodon (black tiger shrimp), 440 nucleotides. RefSeq names its product transmembrane protein 243-like. Lineage: Eukaryota; Metazoa; Arthropoda; Malacostraca; Decapoda; Penaeidae. The transcript is spliced from 4 exons. The record is from RefSeq and is a predicted model, not a curated record. Bases 89 to 421 code for a protein of 110 amino acids.
GGAGGAACACGUCACGUAAACUUGCCUGGGACGCAGAAUAUUUCAAACUUUGGAUUAUUGAUGAGUUGAAGGCAGUUUGGAUCUAAGAAUGUCCAGACCUGGUGAAGGGGAGUAUGAACCUCUUGCCGACAGGCCUCUGUUUGGUGAGGCAAGGCCAAGGGAUAGGAUGAUGAACAUAAUGAUAAUCUUCGUUACAACAUUGUUGGUGUUGAUCACAUCAAUAAGUGCCUUCAUUCCCUGGCCGAGCUUCCUAGACAUUUUCUUCGUGUUCUGCAUUAUUAUCAUUUGCAUCUCGCAUCUUACACUGAUUGUGUGGUAUAGACAAGGUGACCUGGAUCCAAAGUUCAAGAAGCUCAUUUAUUUCAAUACUUUUCUGCAUUAUAAUGCUGUGCAUAUGUGCAAACAUCUUUUUCCAUGUUAAAUAAAUUGUGUUCACUUCU